Folsomia candida is the source of this 1596-nucleotide messenger RNA. RefSeq lists its product as uncharacterized. Bases 155 to 1477 code for a protein of 440 amino acids. The record is from RefSeq and is a predicted model, not a curated record. The transcript has 8 exons. NCBI's taxonomy places the organism in Eukaryota, Metazoa, Arthropoda, Collembola, Entomobryomorpha, Isotomidae.
ACAGCAAAACAUUUACAUUUGUCAUAAAUGUAGGACAGAGUAGUGUGGUCGUCAAUUAAAUAUUUAAUUGACUGAUCGAGUAAUCGUGAUACAACUUUUACUUAUAUUUAUUUUUCAGAACUUAAACGACUAGUCAAACCUGGUGCUAUUAAUCAUGUCGGUGAGAUUCAUUCUAGUAAAUGGGAAACUUAAGGAUCAUGAAGGGGGAGAAGAAGAGAACGGUGCGAAUAUAGAAAGGGAACAAGUGCACAUUCAGGUAGAGGCUGUAGUGAAAGUCAGAGAUCUGCGGGACAGAUUAUAUAAAGAGGUCUACACACAUAAAAAUUCAAAGCGAAACAUUUCCAGAGAAGAUUUGAAGGAAACGGAUUUCAUUUUCAAAUGUGAGAUGGGGGACGACAAAAAGUUGAAAGCGGUGAGGAUCAGUAAACAAGAUGUUCUGAAUAUGGAAGCUACAGAGGUUGAUUUGCAUUCUAUGGUUGGAGUACUUUGGCGUGACCCUCAUCAUAGGGUGAGAGAGAUCACUUUUGGAGUAUCGACGACAUAUGAUCCUACCACCGCCGCCCAGAAUGCUAUAUAUUGUGGUUAUGUUGGGGAUUGUUCUAUUCUGGAUUAUGUUGAUCCGACUUUCACUGCUGUCAAGGAUGAUCAUGUUGUAUUCCCUAUAUUUGCAUUGAACAUAAAAUCUGCCACUGGACUGAAGCAAUAUAGGCGACAAAGAGAUGGGUGUCCAGGCAGCUUUAAAAGCAAGAAUACAGAGCGUUGGUUCGACAAUAUUGCUCCACAACUGAAUCAGAUAAUUGAUGACAAAAUAGCUGGAUUAAUUUCAACGGUCGAGAUGGAGAAAGAGGAGGAAUUGGUUGUGACAAUUGUCCCUAAACAAAACAAGAAAUCUGAGGACUCAACACCCAAGCGAUUCAGGUGCCAAGUUGCAGGUUGCCCGUAUAUCGCUACCUACGAAUAUUUGUUGCCCUCGCAUAUGAUAAGUCAUUCAGAAGAUAGGCCAUUUAAGUGUCCCGGAUGUCCCAAAAAAUUUAAGCGUCAAAGUCACAUGGUUCGGCACAAACCUGCUUGUACUGGUCAUACUGGGAGGAGAGUUGGCCAAGUCUCUGUUGGACCACGAAUUCGAGAAAGAUUCUCUGCAAUCACAUCUCCCCCACAAACGCCAACUUGGUCCUCAGUCAGUCUUCCCCGGAAACUGCCAUUAAGCGACCAAACAAAUGUCUGUCUUAAGCGUGCUAAAAUCGUCACCAUCGACAUGAUGACGAGAGAGAUUGAAGACUUAAAACGAGACAAGAGCGCAUCCAACGUCACUAUCGACAUGAUGACGAGAGAGAUUGAAGACUUAAAACGAGACAAGAGCGCAUCCAACGUCACUAUCGACAUGAUGACGAGAGAGAUUGAAGACUUAAAACGAGAGAAAGUGCAGCUAAAAAGAGAAAGAGCUAAAGCACUAAAGAAAAAUUCCAUUUAUGAGUGAAUUCUGCCUUUAAAUGAUAAGACUCUCAAAUUUAGAAUAUCCGUGCUGACUAACUUUGUUAAUCAACAUUAAAUGUGAGUUAUACAUAAGUAAAAACAGUUACUGAAAUGAGCAAGGAA